Molecule: messenger RNA, 1614 nt
Organism: Penicillium longicatenatum
Lineage: Eukaryota; Fungi; Ascomycota; Eurotiomycetes; Eurotiales; Aspergillaceae
Exons: 7
Coding region: 1-1614 (537 amino acids)
Biological process (GO): transmembrane transport
Cellular component (GO): membrane
Molecular function (GO): transmembrane transporter activity
Source: RefSeq, a predicted model, not a curated record
AUGCCAGCCACGGACACGGAAUGGCCCGAUAUCAUCGCGCCCGUCGACAAUUCGCGGAGCUCAAAUCAUCCCGCACAUGAGCACGUCGCUCGUUUUCUGGCAAGGGUGGAGAAUGGUGACGAUAACCGUGCUUUUACAGUGGAAGAAGAAAGACGUGUUCUACGUCGCAUCGACUUUCGUGUUUUACCACUACUGCUGGGUGCAUACUUCUUCCAGCAGCUGGACAAGUCUGCACUUUCAUAUACCUCAAUCUUCGGUCUUUCGGAAGAUGCCCACCUCGUUGGUCAACAAUAUUCGUGGCUCAGCUCCAUUUUAUAUCUAUCCCAGCUAGUGUUCCAGCCUCUCGCUGCAUUCUUGCUGGUGAAGGCGCCCACAGGGAAGGUUAUUUCAGGAGCCAUUUUUCUUUGGGGAAGUACAUUAGCGAUAAUGUCUGCAUGUACUGAUUUUAAGAGUCUGUUGGGCAUGCGUUUUGCACUCGGGGCCUUCGAGUCGAUGAUCGCACCUUCGUGUAUUGCAGCCACUCAGAUGUGGUGGCGUCGAGGUGAACAAACUCUACGUGCAGCCAUGUGGAAUGGAAUGAACGGGCUAACGUUCAUUGUUGGCAGCCUCUUUACGUACGGACUGGGCCACAUUCACAGCAACACACUCUAUUCAUAUCAGAUAAUAUUCCUGUUCUGUGGCCUUUUGACUGUUUGUUAUUCAUUUGCUGUCUUAAUAUUUAUGCCUGAUUCACCAAUGGAGGCUAAAUGCCUAAGCGACCGCGAGAAGUUCAUUGCUGUUGAGCGUCUGCGUGCCAACCAAAUGGGAAUUGUUUCUCGGGAAUGGCGAUGGGACCAUGUGUGGGAAACGCUGUAUGACCCUAAAACCUGGAGCUGGUUUUUCUUGGUCAUUUCGAUAUCAAUCCCCAGCGGUGGAAUUGGCAGUUUCGGAAAUCUCAUAUUGAAGUCAUUUGGAUACACAAAUUUUCAGUCGAUUUUAUUCAAUUUACCACUUGGUGUCAUUCAAAUUAUUGCCAUCUUGGGUGGGGGCUGGGUUGCCACUCGCUUCAGAACGAAGGGCAUGGUUAUUGUGUUGUUUGCUACGCUCGCAUCGAUUGGUACUAUUUUGAUGCUCCUCGUACCACGAAGCAACAAGGGUGCUCUUCUAUUUGGAUACUACCUAGUCUCAACUAUGGCUGCCAUCACACCUAUGAUAUAUGCCUGGGAAGCUCAAAACACUGCAGGGGAUACGAAGCGAAAAUGCACAUCGGCUGUUGUGCUUGUGGGAAUGUGCACAGGGAAUGUUAUUGGCCCGCAGCUCUUUUCGACCUCUCAAGCCCCGGCAUACCGCCCGGGGCUGAUUGCAAGCUUGAUUAUGUUCAUUCUAGUGGCCGUUCUGGCAAUUCUAACUGAGCUCUUCUUGAUCGCGCUGAACAAGAAGCAUGCCAAGAAGAGAGAAGCACUUGGAAAAUCUGCCAAUUCAGUUGAUGAGUCAAUGUUAGCAAAAGACGAAAUGAAGGCAAGCAAGGUUGUGGAGCUCGAAGAUGUUCGGGAUAUUCAGAACCGCAACGUUGCAGACAAGGGCUUCGCAGACAUAACUGACCUACGGAAUGAGGACUUUAUCUAUGUCUAUUAG